CCUUGUUGUUGUUGUUGUGUCAUAAAUAUAUCUACUCAAAAUCUUACACUCUUAUACUCUUUAUCUAACUCUCUUUAUAGUGUAGAGUGAUUGGUGCUUUGAACUCUACCCAAAAGUCGUGGUAUAUAAUAUUGAAAAGCAAAUCAACAAUUCAAUUAAAAACUAAACAACUACUAGACACCACUCCAGAACACUACCGACAUCUUUCAAUGCAGGUAAUCAAUAAUUAAUCAAGUCGAGGUUUUCAAUAUGGCUCCAAGCAGCAGGCAGCUUUUCCACGCAGUACUUCUCCUGGGUCUCUGUUCUCUUGCCGUUUUAUCAUAUCUGAACAGUGGAUUGCUUUGGCCUAGAAAAUCACCACACCUUCGGUCGCGGUACCUAGACACUGCAAGUCAAACCAUCGAAGCACAAACGACUUUGGAAGUGGGAAAGAUGUCACCGAGAGGUGAUAACCAUGAUAACCACUCCUCAAGAAGUGAUGAUGAAUUGCCUAAAACGACACCAUAUGACCCGCCAACAUAUAUCUCGUUCUCGCCACCAAAAGGCGUUAAAGCCGAAUUAUCGGGAUCUACGACAAAAGGUGAUCAUAUAUCAUCGGAUUGUCCUGAUCUUCCGAAGGUGGCACCAGAUAUAAAGGAAAACUUCACAUGGUGGAACACGGGAGUCAGAGACUUCUUAGUUUUCUCGGCUUUUCUAGAUAACAGAACUGUUCUUAGGCACUAUCCAAUUGUGAGAGUAAAUGCCAUUUACAUUGGAUCGUCUGACUAUAUAAAUUAUCCCAAAUUUUGUCAAGUUUGGUUUCAAGCUAGCGACAUGAAAACUGUGUAUAAUCGCGCUUACCGUAUGGAUAUUGAUGAAACUGGCUAUCAGGAUCAAAAGUGGAAGCCUCUUUUCCUGAACUGUCUCUUGGACACCAAAGAAACAAGGAUGCCUUACGCCAUAUCAGUAGUGGAUGGUCGAUGCAACCAACCUCGUGGAGCGUUGAAGAUAAUCGACUCCAGAAUAAAACCGAAGAAAGAACCAACAUUUGGAGUGUGUAUAAAGCCCUUGUAUGGCAAAUAUGACGGGACUGGUCGGGUGGUUGAAUUCAUGGAGGUUACGAAAAUGUUUGGGGCUGAUUAUUUUAUUGCCUACAAUUACUCGAGUAACUCCACUACACUGGGGCCAGUAUUUAAGAAGUAUAUCAACGAUGGGGUAUUGACGAUGGUACAAUGGGUUCCGCCCAUUGAAGUUCUCCGAGUGGUCAACCUAACGUCUGGGUUAAAAGAAUACCUGUACUGGGCCCGAGACUUGGGCCAACAAGCAGCGACAAACGACUGCCUCUACCGUCUAAUGCAAAACUAUUCUCACAUUGCAAUGGUCGACUACGAUGAAUUCUUAGUUCCACGCUCAGCAAAAACGUGGCAAGAGCUCUUCAAAACAUUACCCAAAAAUUACACCAUAGGCAGUUACAAGUUUUUGAACAGAUUCUAUCACUUGCAAUGGAAAACGGACCCAGCCAACUUCACCGAUCCCAGAAUCCACAAGUAUCGACCCUCAACUCUUUUAGCUAUCACCCCCGAGAAGAAAUUUUGGGGACCGGGGCGUCGACCAAAGCAGUUUUCCAUGGCUCGUGCGACCUUGGGAGGUACAAUUCACCACGGGCUGUUACUGCCAGGUUUUAAAACUUACGUUUUGCAACCGGAAGACGGAUACAUGCACCAUUAUCGAGCCGGUGUAGGUCCGGCGGUGCAUACUCUUUUCUACAGGCAGAUGAUGGUGCCUGUGGAAGACCCAGAUAUGUAUUUGUGGAAGUUUAAGGAUGAGAUUUUGUCAAGAAUUGAUCAUGUUUUUAAAGAAACUCGGGCGCCAUUUACUGGUACCAUUAAGCGUAGAAGAUAACGGUUGCGAAUCAUGGCAUUCUCGUUUGCUGUUUUAACCAAAAACCAAGACCGUGUUUGGCUUUGUUGGCGGUGCACCAGACCAGACAAGAAUAUAUCACUUUUGAUUUAAUUUGUGAAAAAAAGUGGAAAAUGUAAUCCUAUUACUUCGAACAGACACGCACCAAGGAUUGGCCUUGCGUGGCAUUUGUAAAUGCGGGAAUCAUUUUAUCUCGUGUAUAACUGAAUAAAUAAAUACAUAAGAUUAUUUACGAAGCAUACAGGGGUAAAAUUGCACAUCGUUUUAUACACAUGCAUUUGUAAUCUUCAUUUUAAAUUUAUUUUUAAAAGUCAACAUUCUAAAUUAAAAAUCGCCGGGCUGAUAGUUCAGCUUGCGCUUUUCCAACCGUCCUCAGCUAGGUCUGCUUCUUGCUAUUCAAUCAAUCGAUAUCAGGAGACUGCAAUCAAUCAACUCAUUGCUUACAUGUAGACCGCAUACUGUAAACUCAAUUCGGUGACUUCACUCAACUGUUGCACCGCCAUUUCCUAAUUAUUUCAGUCUUAGCUUGUGAAAAAGAGGCAUGCAUAAGAAAAAGGGAUUUAGGGCAUGAUAAAGAACACAAUUAUUUAUUUAGAUAAUUUUCAGCAUGUUUGGAAUGAAGAAGCUGCGACAUUGGCAAUCCAACAAUAAUGAUAGCGAAAAACAAAAAUUAAAAAAAAAUUCUAUCUUUUUGAAAUCUUACGACCUUCUAGCACAUUUGAUAUGUUGUAUUUGACCCAGUCAUACAGUGUAUCGAUCUACCCCAGUAAUUAUAAACAUCAA
Lingula anatina is the source of this 2682-nucleotide messenger RNA. RefSeq names its product beta-1,4-galactosyltransferase galt-1. Lineage: Eukaryota; Metazoa; Brachiopoda; Lingulata; Lingulida; Lingulidae. Gene Ontology annotation, molecular function: glycosyltransferase activity. Gene Ontology annotation, cellular component: cytoplasm. The record is from RefSeq and is a predicted model, not a curated record.